GGCCUGUCUUUUCUCCAUUCACUCAACAACUCGACGUAGUUCGCUGAAGAGAAGCUCACUGCUCAACGAGACAACUCAUUGACUAUUAUACAUUCUCUACUAAACGAUUCUAUCAACUCAAUUGUUCACCAUGCUCUCUCGAUCAACUCGAGCUUCCCUUCUCCACCUGCACCACAGCGCAGCUCCAAUCAAUUCCUCAACAUCACGCAUUGCUGCACUUCGACACCCAAUUCAGAUUCAACAAAAGAAACAGGCAACGCCAUUUCAACGGCGCAACUUCCUCUCAACCCCGGCUAUUCGCAAGGGUAUCACACCGGAUUCUUCAGACCCGAUAGCUCCAAACCCACAGUCCAACAACGCAGCAACUGCAGCUGGUUCUGACCAUGUAGUUGAGGCUACUCCGUUAUCAGACAGGGAUUACCAUGAGGUAUCAGAACAUUAUUUGAAUGUGCUAUUGGGGGAGCUGGAACGAGUUCAAGAGGAAGGUUCAGAGAUUGAAGCUGAGUACAGCGCCGGCGUCCUCAACAUCGUAGUCCCCGGAAUCGGUACAUACGUCCUCAACAAACAACCACCAAACCAUCAAAUCUGGCUCAGUUCGCCCAUCUCAGGCCCCAAACGGUAUGAUUGGGUUAUUCAGGGAGACCAAAUGCAUGAGAAACAGGAUACGCGAGGCUUUAUCAAUGGGCAAUGGAUUUAUUUGCGCGAUGGGUCGAAUUUGACGGAUUUGUUGAAUGAUGAGUUGACGUUGGAGUUACCUGAGGAUAUUUAUACGCCACUUGAGUGAUUGUAUUCAUACAGGGACCACAAUAUUAUUGAGAUAAUAAUUGUAUGAUAUUUGGUUACUAGUGUCUCACGCUAGUAUUAGUUGUUGAAAUAAUCUCGACACCGGUUGG
Molecule: messenger RNA, 893 nt
Organism: Talaromyces stipitatus ATCC 10500
Lineage: Eukaryota; Fungi; Ascomycota; Eurotiomycetes; Eurotiales; Trichocomaceae
Product: mitochondrial chaperone Frataxin, putative
Exons: 2
Coding region: 131-784 (217 amino acids)
Biological process (GO): iron incorporation into metallo-sulfur cluster; intracellular iron ion homeostasis
Cellular component (GO): mitochondrion
Molecular function (GO): ferrous iron binding; iron chaperone activity; 2 iron, 2 sulfur cluster binding
Source: RefSeq, a predicted model, not a curated record